UCUGCAAUGAAGAUAGCAAGUUUCAGGUGAGGCUCACUGCAGUGCAUUUUCAGUAAUAUGAUACGUACAAAAUGUUUGACAAUGUUUUCCCCAUACAUAAAUGUUGUCACUCUCUUAUUGACUAUUUUCCAUUUGGUAAACUUCGGAGAGACGCAGGAUUGUUCGGAAUUCGUGGGUUUGGGUGGCAGUUGCCUUUGUUCAAAAUGUUAUCCAGGCCUGGAAUGCUCCACAAACAAUAUAUGUACUCAAGUUACUUGCACCUCCAAUCAAUGGACAAACCUCCCCUGGAGGCCUUUGUGUGAUGCAAAUGGCACAUACUCGGCGAAACAGUGCAAGGGUGACAAAGCCACUGGUAGAUGUUUCUGUUAUAGUCCGGAAGGAGAGAGAAUCUUUGGAUGGUCAUGGUGGAAGAAUGCCGAUAACAUGACUUGUGCCUGCGCGAGAACAAGAGAACAAGUGAAAGCCACCAGAUUAGAUCUAUCCCUUCACUGCGAUGAAAACGGAAAUUAUGAUGAGUUGCAGUGUGAUAAUGGUUUAUGUUGGUGUGCUAGUCCAAAAACCGGACAACCUCUCGAGAGGAUUUUCCCUGAAUCUAUGAUGGAAUAUCUACCCUGUUAUAAAAGCGAUCAAGUUGGUGCGCAAUACUGGCGACAAUGCGAAAGCAAGGGAAUCGCUGCUCAGAAGAUUCUGGAAAAACUGACGGCUCGAGGACGACUGUAUUCAUUCAUUCAGGAUGCACUGUGUGAUGGUGAUGGAAGCUAUGCGCCGUUAAGAGUUGAUAGGAAAACGGUAUUUUGUACCUGGAAGAAUUCAAGCAGAAUUGACAAUUACCAAAAUCCCAUUGGAAAUGUGAGAGCCAUGAACUGCAAUUGUGCAAGAGAUACAAAAAUUUUUACUGACGAAAAAUUGGAGAACCUCCUCACCUGCGAGACGAAUGGGAAUUAUGAGGCCCUUCAAUUUAGUAAUGGGCGUCCUUUCUGUGUUGACAGCGAUGGGUAUGCAAUCUCAGGUCUUGGAGGAUGGGGAGAUUCGUGGUGUCCUACAUAAGAAUAUAUAAUGGAUUCUUCAAUUUUUCUAUUCGAUAAUUACUAUACUUUUCAAAUAAUUUUUCUAAAAUAAAAUUGAAAAAUGA
Messenger RNA from Diachasma alloeum, 1132 nucleotides. RefSeq lists its product as uncharacterized. Gene Ontology annotation, cellular component: basement membrane. The record is from RefSeq and is a predicted model, not a curated record. Gene Ontology annotation, biological process: cell-matrix adhesion. NCBI's taxonomy places the organism in Eukaryota, Metazoa, Arthropoda, Insecta, Hymenoptera, Braconidae. The transcript is spliced from 7 exons. The coding region runs from base 58 to 1047 and encodes 329 amino acids.